Molecule: messenger RNA, 627 nt
Organism: Postia placenta MAD-698-R-SB12
Lineage: Eukaryota; Fungi; Basidiomycota; Agaricomycetes; Polyporales; Adustoporiaceae
Exons: 2
Coding region: 1-627 (208 amino acids)
Source: RefSeq, a predicted model, not a curated record
AUGGAUCACAACCCAUGGUCACCCACAAGCCCUGGUAAACAUGGGUAUAUGCAAGUUGGGUUGGGACAAGACAAGGCGAGAUUCAAUACGCCGGAAAUCCGGCACAUAUUCGUUGGUAACGGCGGUCGCUUCAAGUAUAGUGGGAAGUACGAGGUUUCCCGGGUAGAACCCUUGUCGGUCGAUGAGUGGAAUACACUGCCAGACAAAGUCAGGCAUGAAUACUCGAAGACAACCUCCAUCAAGGAAAAACAUCAAAAUCACGGAAACGUAGCCGAGAUCUACAACAAGUACCAGGAUGGACAAUUGCUCGCUCCCUGCAUCCUUCUCAAAUGCAUCGAGUUUGAUCUAGAUUUCUUUGAUGACCUUAUAGCUACAGCUCGAGGUUUCACAUCUCUGACCAUGAAAGCAUCUGCUGUGCCAAAGAAGAGGAAGGAUGCCCCCAUCGCCGAUGCAGUAAGAGGUUCAUCCCAGAUCAAAAAGCCCAAGAUCAUUGUACCAGCACCAAGUACACGGAGAAAAUCGAGCCGUAUAUCCUCGACACAGCAGAUACCAACAGCCGGGCUCGUUGAUAAUGACAGUGAUGACCUUUCAUCAUUAUCAUCAUCUUCUGGCAUUGAGUCGGAAUAG